AUGGAGAGCCCAAGAACGAAACCACCACCUCUGGUUGGGUGGAGGAGGAAAGCAAGCGGGAUCGUUCAUCGCAACGCGUGUACGCAGGCGGGUCUCGCGACGGAUAAAUUUACGAACACGGAACGGGACGUGGGUGUGCAGGCGUACUUCUUCCCCGACAUCCACGACAAAAUCGUGACGUCCAACCCUUGCAGGAAGGCGGAUCUCGAUGAUGUCCGGAACGAGAAGACGUUAGAGAGCGUCGUAAAGAUACAGAGGUUUUACAGGAAACAGAGAUCACAACGAGAACACGAUGCCCGCAGAGCUUAUCGCGCUCGGCGAACCGCGCUCGUCUCGUCGGAUGGCCGCGCUUCACCCCUCCUAGCCAAGGACACGACCGACGAAUUGGUGGCGAGCCACCCCUAUCGCAGCCAAGAUUUCGUGAUACUAAACCGCGCGUCGCCGAGCACGAGGGCCGACUUCGAGCUGUUGCACAAUCUGCUCGAUCGUUGGCGCGUCCACGAGACGAGGAGGGCGAGUGAGCUUCUGUACAAGUCGGCCAGGAUCGCCUACGGCGGUCUGAUCCUGUCCAAGGAGGUGGAGUUGCUGCGCGCGAUAGACUCGAUGAAAACGAAGGCGAUAUCCGAGAGAAGAAGGAAAUCUUAUAGAAAGUUUCUCGACGAGAUGUGCGAGCCCGUCGUUUGGAAAAGUAACCGCGGAGUACCGAUCUCCGUGGACACUGUCCUCGCGCAGAGGGCCAGAUCCUUUCGGGACACGUUCGAACGUUUGUCGAGGGAGAACUCGAACGUCGACGAGCGAUUGAACACGCUUGCCGUGUUGAGGAAGGACGUCGAGGCUCACACGUGCAAGGAAUCGGACGAGUUGGUGCGUUUGCUGGAUCAGGAGAUGUACUUUCUCACCCGCAGAGUGGAGGGGAGCAAGUUGAACUGGUUGAGGAGCUCGCUUAAGAUGGCCUUUCUGAGGCUGGCCAGGGAGUGUCUGAGAAAGGCGCAGCAGGAUUCGAUACGAGAUUGGUACCGAUCUUGUUGUAGAAAUUGCGGCAGAUUAUUGGAAAAAUUUCCGCGUCGCUCCUCCACGUGCGAGCAUUGUUUGCACGCGGGCCAACAACUCGUGCACUUCCAACCUUAUCGCAGGUUGCUUCGUGAUGUGAGACGGCAAGAAAUUAAAAUGGCUUGCUACGGCAGCCUUGCUUUCGCCGUCGACGCGAAGAUCGUUUACCAUUUGGUGAACGAGAUCUGGGACGGGAGAUCGGCGAUUUCCGGCAACGAUUGUUUGGAACAGUUGAAGUUGGUUAGAUUUAGAAAGGGGGACGAGUGGACACCGUGGAAUUCCCUUUUGCUAACUGGCAGGGAAGCCUCGUUGCAUCGAACGGUCGACGAUCUCGAGAAGUUUUACGGGGCGAUGAUGCUGCAAAAGUUUCGCGCCAAGAAUCUUCAGGCUAAACUUCGUUUCGAGUCUGUGACUGAAUUCAAGAGUCUUUGCGGGAGCAAACGUUAUUAAAGGAUUCCUCUUAUCGUUGUCAAGUUAAUUGAUUGACGAAUAGUCUUCUUAAAA
Messenger RNA from Apis mellifera (honey bee), 1554 nucleotides. RefSeq names its product IQ and ubiquitin-like domain-containing protein. NCBI's taxonomy places the organism in Eukaryota, Metazoa, Arthropoda, Insecta, Hymenoptera, Apidae. Gene Ontology annotation, biological process: cilium assembly. The transcript is spliced from 2 exons. The record is from RefSeq and is a predicted model, not a curated record. Gene Ontology annotation, cellular component: motile cilium; acrosomal vesicle. The coding region runs from base 1 to 1500 and encodes 499 amino acids.